UUAAUGUGAGAAUGUUUGUGGGGAGUCCGGAAGUCACCACAUAUAUUUCUUCCGGUUCUUUUGUGACAUUGAAAUAUAUUUUGUGUCAUUCUGCCAAUAUUAUUAACACAAAAUCAAAGUUGAAAUAUGCUUGAUGCUGUUGGGGAUAUUUCACUAUAAACACAGAUUUGUGUAGCAUAACAGAUUAUCAGAUGGCAUUGGCAUCCAAAAAUUGUCAAGUACAUCAUCAACAUUUAUCGACUUUGUUUGCAACCAGUAAAAACAAAAGGAAGAAAAAUUAUGGAAAAUGAAUCAUGUGAGGACAAGAUUAAAUUUCAAGCAAAAUCUAAAAGAAUUGAUUUUCCUUGUGAUAGCAAGAAAGGAGAAAAAACUUCAUUCACUUGUGAUAUCCGUGGUAAAUCAUUACCUCAGAAAUGCCAUCUCACUACACAUAAACGUACUCAUAGAGGAGAGAAGUCAUAUCGUUGUUAUAUCUGUGGUAAAACUUGUUCUGCAAGUAAUCAGUUAACAACUCACAUACGCACUCAUACGGGAGAGAAACCAUAUCACUGUGACAUCUGUGGAAAAUCAUUCUCUCAAAGACAUACCCUAACUAUACACAAGCGUAUUCAUACAGGAGAGAAACCAUAUCACUGUGAUAUCUGUGGUAAAUCAUUCUCUUAUGGACAUCGCUUAACUAUACACAAGCGUAAUCAUACUGGAGACAAACCAUUCCACUGUGAUAUUUGUGGUAAAUCAUUCUUUGACAAUAGUGAUUUAACUAAACACAAACGUAUUCAUACAGGCGAAAAACCAUAUUACUGUGGUAUCUGUGGUAAAUCAUUCUCACAAUGUAGCAAUUUAACUUACCACAAACGUAUGCACACAGGAGAGAAACCAUAUUAUUGUGAUGUCUGUGGUAAAUCAUUCUUUGAGGCUGGUUCCUUAACCAGACAUAAGCGUAUUCAUACAGGAGAGAGACCAUAUAAUUGUGAUAUUUGUGGUAAAUCGUUCUCUGAUAAUAGUCACGUAACUAAACACAAACGCACUCACACAGGAGAGAAACCAUAUAAUUGUGAUAGCUGUGGUAAAUCAUUCGCUGGAUCUGGUUCCUUAACCAGACAUAAACGUAUCCAUACAGGUGAGAGUCCAUAUUGGUGUGAUAUCUGUGGUAAAUCAUUCUCUGGAAGUCACGAAUUAACAUCACACAAACGCAUUCAUACAGGAGAGACACCAUAUCUCUGUGAUAUCUGUGGUAAAUCUUUCAGUCACUUAUAUAGUUUAACAACACACAGACGUAUCCAUACAGGUGAGAAACCAUAUCACUGCGAUAUCUGUGGUAAGUCAUUCUCUGGAUCUUGUUCUUUAAAGAGGCAUAAACGUAUUCAUACAGGUGAGAAACCAUAUCACUGUGAUAUCUGUGGUAAAUCAUUUUCUUAUAAAGGAAACCUAACUUCUCAUAUAGGUAUUCAUACACAACAGUAACUAUAUCGACGUCAACAUUCAGAUUGAAUUAAAUGCUGUGCAACAAACAUACCACUUGAUGUGUGUUGAAGACAUUCUCUUCCUCUUCUUGCUGGUAUAUGUAGUAAUUUCAUGAAUACUGAUACUUGACAAUCUUCAGAAAAUCUAUUUAUAUAGCAUUGAAUGAAACAGAAGAAAUAACCAUCUGUGUGUCACUCAAUGUAAAUACAUCUUGAGAAAGCAAAUUAACUGAGAUUAUUCAUCCACUGAUUAUA
This is a messenger RNA of Octopus bimaculoides (California two-spot octopus), 1718 nucleotides long. RefSeq lists its product as uncharacterized. Gene Ontology annotation, cellular component: nucleus. Gene Ontology annotation, biological process: regulation of transcription by RNA polymerase II. Gene Ontology annotation, molecular function: DNA-binding transcription activator activity, RNA polymerase II-specific; RNA polymerase II cis-regulatory region sequence-specific DNA binding. NCBI's taxonomy places the organism in Eukaryota, Metazoa, Mollusca, Cephalopoda, Octopoda, Octopodidae. The record is from RefSeq and is a predicted model, not a curated record.